Molecule: messenger RNA, 542 nt
Organism: Terrapene triunguis (Three-toed box turtle)
Lineage: Eukaryota; Metazoa; Chordata; Testudines; Emydidae
Product: E3 ubiquitin-protein ligase TRIM39-like
Exons: 1
Molecular function (GO): protein binding
Source: RefSeq, a predicted model, not a curated record
ACGUGACUCUGGAUCCAGACACGGCAAAUCCCCAACUCGUCCUGUCUGAGGAUCGGAAACGUGUGAGAUACGGAGACACACGCCAGGAUCUGCCCAACAACCCUGACAGAUUUGAUCCUUGUUACUGUGUCCUGGGCGCUGAGGGGUUCGCGGGCGGGAGGCGUUACUGGGAGGUGGAGGUGGGAGACAACACGAGAUGGGACCUGGGGGUUUGUAGGGAAUCUGUGAGCAGGAAGGGGCAGGUCACACUCUCACCUGAGGAUGGAUACUGGGCCGUGCGGCUGUGGGAUGGGGGAUACAAGGCCUGCACCUCCCCCAGGACCCCCCUCCCCGUGAGCGUCAAGCCCAGCCGGGUGGGGAUUUUCCUGGACUAUGAGGCGGGCGAGGUCUCGUUUUACAAUGUGACAGACGGGUCCCAUCUCUUCACUUUCACUGGCACCUUCUCCGGGACGCUCCGCCCUUAUUUCUAUCCUGGUUACGAUGGAGCUCCCCUGAUAAUCUGCCCGGUCCCAGCUCAGCCCGGAGGGAAUCUCUGUCCCUGA